This is a messenger RNA of Hirsutella rhossiliensis, 849 nucleotides long. RefSeq names its product phosphoadenosine phosphosulfate reductase family domain-containing protein. NCBI's taxonomy places the organism in Eukaryota, Fungi, Ascomycota, Sordariomycetes, Hypocreales, Ophiocordycipitaceae. Bases 1 to 849 code for a protein of 282 amino acids. Gene Ontology annotation, molecular function: FMN adenylyltransferase activity. Gene Ontology annotation, biological process: FAD biosynthetic process. The record is from RefSeq and is a predicted model, not a curated record. The transcript is spliced from 3 exons.
AUGACGCAGCCCGCUGAGCCGCCCACCAACGGCGCCACCAAGCCCCGAGCAGCAGGACACGACGGCCCCCGACCCUGGCCCGAGAUAUGCUCCGUGCUGCGGCGCAAAGUAUCCGACCUGCUCAGACUACCUUCUGAAGACGAUGCCGUGCUCCGGAACACGCAGCUGCGGGCGCGCGAGUCUCUGGCCGUCAUUAGCGAGGCCCUGCAGCGAUACGGAAGAAAUGAGCUGUCGCUCUCCUACAAUGGCGGCAAGGACUGCCUCGUCCUGCUGAUACUCAUCCUCGCUUGUCUGCCCGACCCGACACAGCCCUUGUCCGCCUCGGCCGACGGUCCGGCGACCGAAACCCCGACCAAAAGCCACAUUGAGCCGCUGCAAGCCAUCUACAUCGCGCCACCCGACCCGUUCCCCGAGGUCGAGGACUUUGUUGCCGUCUCGACCUCCCACUACCACCUCGACCUGACACGCUACGCCCUGCCCAUGCGCGACGCCCUCGAGGCAUAUCGCGCCGACCGACCGCCUGUCAAGGCCAUCUUCAUGGGCACGCGGCGGACUGACCCGCACAGCGAAUUCCUGAUGCCCUUUAGCCCGACUGACGACGACUGGCCCGGUUUUAUGCGUGUGAAUCCGGUGCUGGACUGGCACUACCCUGAGAUUUGGGCCUUCAUCCGGCACCUCGACAUAGCCUUCUGCAGCCUGUAUAAUCGCGGCUUCACAUCGCUCGGCGGCACGAGAAAUACGCGUCCGAAUCCGGCGCUGGCCCUCGACGACGGCGGCGGCGCCAAGACGUUCCGGCCGGCGUAUGAACUGGUGCGCGACGACGAAGAGCGCCUUGGGCGGGAUCGAUGA